Molecule: messenger RNA, 2317 nt
Organism: Mollisia scopiformis
Lineage: Eukaryota; Fungi; Ascomycota; Leotiomycetes; Helotiales; Mollisiaceae
Exons: 2
Coding region: 151-2202 (683 amino acids)
Source: RefSeq, a predicted model, not a curated record
AUCUAACGUCUACAAGGAUGGCUGUGGUCUUUCAUACUUCAGACUUUAUAGUUCAUCAUUUGAUUUCUCCUCUCUUGAAGCUGACCAUAGCGAGUCAAACACAUCAUCAGUGUUAUUCAAUUUCCAAGCGGCUAUUGCACUGCGCUAGUGAUGUUGUCGUUAAGGCUGCGCUCUCCUGAAGAGCUUAGAGCCUUCUACAGUAUCCCUCUCCAGGGCAGUCAAAAAAGUCAGCAAGUUUUGAAUAUAGGAAGCUCUGUUACUAUUCAAUCGGAGUCUUUUGUAUCACAUUCUGUAUACACCAGAUCCUACUUAUCGCGAGACUCGGCGUCAUACCUUGGCGGUAGAUCCCUGGAGACACUUAGCUCCAAAAGUCAGAAAACAAUCAUCAUAGAGGAACAAUUAGAGUUUGAGAAUAAUCAAGAAAUAACUCCGAGGCAGGACUCUGCGAUUCCUCCUUUAGAAGAGUCUGAAGAGGAUGUACCUUGGCUAGAGUCACUUGGGCAUCAUCCUUACCACAACUUGGAAGGCACGAAGAAAAUUGGCCGUAUUGGAGCAUGGCGACUGAAAUCGAGACGAGAUAACUCUUCGGAGACAGCUGGUUUCAAAAACCCGGCAGCAUUCAUCUUGUAUGACAACCCAAAGCUGAGACUUGAUAAAGAAACACUCUCCAGAAUAGAUACGCCCGGCGUGACCGAGGACGAGAUUGCUCAUAUGAAGAUCAUUGAGGAUGACAUGGACGACAACUUUUCUCUGGUGGGCUCCCCGACAUCCUCGCUAGCGCCGUCUGAUCGCCUCAUCGGACAUGCAGACAACUCUACCCGCACUCUUUUCUUGGACUUUGGUGUGGAUUCGAACGUACGGACUUCUACCUACAGCUUUGACAACGACUUGGACAGCGACUCAGACUCAGACAACAUGAUGAUAGAAGAUUCAAACACGCACAGCCUUAUUGAGGAAACUUUAAAUAAGUCAAAUCCUCCAGUAGAGGCACCAACCUCAUAUUACUGCCUCUUUUGCUUCAGGCAGUUUCACAGCAAAGAGGAUUGGAAAGACCAUGAAUUCUUAGAGCAUUACUCCCGGGCAAGAGAUUGGAUUUGUAUGCCUUGGGGCUCCACUGAUUGGCUUGAGGACGGGGAUCAGAUAUGCGUUUUUUGUGGAGCUGUGGAUCCAUCUCCAUCGCACCUUAAGAAACAUAACGAUAAGCCUUGUUGUGACCAGCCCGUCAGCGAGCGGACCUUUGUGUGCCUAGAAGAGUUUCAAGAGCAUCUUGAAAAAGUCCACGACCAAUGGCUUUUGACUGACAAUAUGAACAAAUGGUCAUUUACACCACUGGAUGAUUAUUAUUGGCAAUGUGGAUUCUGUGAGCAUAUACUAAUGACAUGGACGGAUCGGGUGAGACACAUGAACCAUCAUUUCAAGGAAAGACACUCCAUAGCUUGCUGGGAUCCAUUUGUACCUUCGUAUCCGUUUGAUAGGAACACUGGGAUGAUCAAACAAUGGUGCCCACAUGAGAUAGAUCGAAACAAGCUUCUCGCUCAACAGGUCGAGCGCUCGAAGUUCUUUGAUGAGGUUGAAGUUCCCGUCUCCCCGAACAUAUCUUUAGGAUUACACAUCGACAAGACAGUUUCAGUUUCAGUUCCAGGUCGAGUACACAGUAACAACUGCUCAGCAUAUUUCGAUGACGAGAAAGUUGCAAUUCGACACGAUAAGCUUUGGCACCAGCCACGCGAUGUAUGGCUUUGUCCAACCAAGAGUGACGUUGAAACAGCAGCUCACCUCCAGAUCGAUCCUCUAGCCUCAUACCUCUUUCCGAACCCUUCAUCAUCCCCGAGCAAAGACUAUUGUCCUUAUUGCGAGGAGUCCUCGGAGGAUAUAUUCUACGAUCUUGAUAAGGAUAUCGACGAGUGCUUUACUGAUUGGGACGUCCGUAUCGCACAUCUAGAGUCGGAACAUAAUUUCGAUGGAUGCCCGGGUGACCUCAUGUUCUUUCGGUCUGGUCAAUUUUUGCUGCAUUUGGUUAGUAGUCAUAAUCUCAGGCUCAGCAGGUCGACGAAGGGUAUCAUGGAGUCCUGUAGAAAGAAAGAAGUUGUGUUACUAGACGCUCAAACGAGUAUCCAGAAAUCAAAUCCGCCAGACGUCUCAACGAGUAUCAAGAAAUCAUAUCCGCCACCGGUGUCGGUAGAGUCAGAUCGCGAGGAUUGAGCGAUUGGACGGGUUAGAUUUAAAGGAAUUCGAGUGUUACUCGGAUGCUCGAAAGAUCAUCUGUGAAUCAACACCUACUGAAGCUCGUGUAUAAGAUUUCAUCGAUGUCCGCCUC